Molecule: messenger RNA, 1533 nt
Organism: Menidia menidia (Atlantic silverside)
Lineage: Eukaryota; Metazoa; Chordata; Actinopteri; Atheriniformes; Atherinopsidae
Source: the annotation of a GenBank genome assembly
CUGAAGUGUCUUGGGAAGAUGUCCUCGCUGGUAGCCUAUGAUGACUCGGAGCCAGAGGAUGGUUCCUUGGAUCAAAAGGAGGAUGAAGCACUAGCUCCUGCCCAAACUGUGCCCUCUGUGCAUACCCAGGAAGCUGUGGGAUGUGUCAGCUCUAAAGUAAUGCCCAUGCCUGCACAUUUCGCCACUGGCCCUGCAGUUUUAGGAAAUCAUGAAGGUUUAUGGGAAAGAAGCAGUUCUUCACUGCAGCUUUCGUCUCAGCCGUGUGCCAACUGGGAGAGAGAAUAUGCCUGCGGAAGUGAGGAUAAAAAUGUAAGAGACAGUGCAUUUUCCCUGAUUCUACCUGCACCUCAGGCUCCUCCUUGCAUUCCAAAAAGCACCAGCGAUGGGGUGAACUCAGCAAAGAGACAGCUAACGGUCCGGCCUGGUGUCAGACCGUACAUCUCCAAAAGACAGAGACUCGCUUCUUCCUCAGAGAAAAUGAAUCCAAAGUACCCAUCAGAAGAUGUCCCAGGGAGUCUGAGCAGAGAAAGUCAACUUCUCAGUGAUGUGUCAGCGAGAGUAAAAGCAUAUCUUUCUGAAAAGCCCCGAGCAGCAGGGAUUCCCAGGAGGCUGCUAAUGAGCCUGGGAGGCCACCAGGGACCAGUCAACAAAGCGCAGUGGUGCCCUGUGCCUCAUCUCAGCCACCUGCUGCUCUCUGCCUCCAUGGACAGAACUUUUCAGGUUUGGGAUGGAGCAGAGAGUGGACGAUGCCUCAGGGUUUACACCUGCCACUCGGGAGCCGUGCGUGAUGCCUGUUGGACCCCCUGCGGGCGGCAGCUCCUCACCGGCUCAUUUGACAACACGGCUGUGAUCACCGACGUGGAGACGGGGCAGCCGACGGUGAAAUUGGACAAUCAGUUCAAGGUGAUGUGUGUGGUCCCGCACCCCAGCAGCCCGGAGGUGUUCCUGUGUGGAGGUUACAGCUCAGUGGUCAAAGCCUGGGACUCUCGCAGCUGCAAGGUGGUGAAAAUGUACAAAGCCUGCAUCCAGCAGACUUUGGACAUCCUCUUUCUGAGAGGUGGGCGGGAUUUCAUAACGAGCUCAGACUGUGUUAGCAGAGACUCUGCAGACCGUACCCUCAUAGCCUGGGACUACCAGACCACCGCCAAGCUCUCCAACCAGAUCUACCAAGAACGGUACACAUGCCCUAGCCUGGCUCUCCACCCACAAGAGGAGACCUUUGUGGCUCAGACCAACGGCAAUUACAUUGCAGUGUUCUCCUCCCAAACGCCCUAUAGAAUGAACAAGAGGCGACGAUUCGAAGGACACAAGGUGGAAGGAUAUGCUAUACAGUGUGACUUGUCUCUUGAUGGAAGUAUCCUGGCCUCGGGGAGCUCCACUGGCUCUGCUCACUUCUACGACUACCACAAUGCACGCAUGCUGCACACUCUCCAGGCCCACAGCCAGCCCUGCCUGUGUGUCUCUCAGCAUCCCGUCCUGCCAACAACUGUGGCCACCUGCGACUGGGGUGGUGAGAUCAAGAUCUGGGAGUGA